AACUGUUUACUUUUUAACAAUAUGGCGGCAAUUAAAGAAUGAGAAAACGGCAGACUAACGCAUCGAUUAAAAUAUACAAUUUUGCCCGAUCAAGAUAACUCGUAGUGUAUAUAUAAGUUGGGAAAUGCUGUAACUGCUUGCUGGCUAUUUCGUUUUUACAUUCUUUGGUGAAACUUUCAAGUUUCAACUUCAUACUAUACGAGCUUGCAGGUUGUUGAAUUUAAACUAGUCGACAUUAAAUCACACUUCAAUGAUAAACAGCUUAAAACUGCUCGCUGAUACGUAUGGCGAAGAUGAAGACGAUACAAGCAAAGCAGACGCGGUCAAAACUACACCAAGCUCUCAGGGAAUAAAACGACAAAGAGAGAGUAACGAUGACAUCAAUGGCUUAGAGAAAAUAAGCAAAGAAAAGCUGGAAAUUCCAAGUGGAAUACUAGACAUGUUUAAUGGCAGCGAAGGUUGGCCCGAUGACGCGUCACUUCACCAAGGACGGACACGUGGUUUUGAUCAUUUUCCCGGCAACUGGGCGACGCAUGUUUUUGUGCCAUUUAACCUUCCCGAAACCUUUGACCUCUUUAUAUCGUACCUACGAAAGAUUUGGUCCAAUGAAGACUUCGAGUUGCACAUAUUUGACACGCGUGAUUUCCACGUAAGCAUAUCGCGAACAGUUCCCAUCAGGCAUCAUUGGAUUAAACCGCUGACCAAACUCUUGGAGCAUGGCUUCCACGGAAAACGCAGGUUCAUUUGUGAUUUUCAGAAAGUUUCUUUGUACGUUAACGAUGACAAAACCCGGACGUUCUUGGCUUUAGAUGUCACCAUUGGGAUAUCACAGUUGAAUGAUUUGGUGCUAGUUGUCGACAAGGCGUUUCGGGAAUUUGGUCUUCAGGAAUAUUACGAUGAACCGUCAUUUCACGCCAGUUUUGCCUGGUGUUUGGGCGACGCAAAGGAACAUAUCACAUCAUCGAUGUUGACAAAACUUCAGAGCAUUUUGGAUUCUUACAUGGAGGAAAGUUCUUCGCUCGUCGUUGAAACCAAAGAGAUUCGUUGCCACAUCGGCAACAAAUCAUUUCACUUCGAUUUGCUUCGAAAGUUCGAAUAAAAUAGUUGUUUAAAGAAAAUCAACUAACGCCAAAAUGCCUCAAAUGACAUUUACUAAUUCAAUAAUCAACUUUACGACAAUGAUUUUACGAUAUGAUUCGCAAACCUGUCAUAAGAGAAAAGCUCAGCCUUGAAUCUUCGUCUGUAAAGUGAAAAAAUAAACAAAUGUUAAUUGAUGCAAACGUUGAAAAUUUUACCAAAUUUUACCAAAACAUUGUUUUCCAAGCUGAAUAUUAACAAAGUAUGUAUAAACACACAAACAUCAUAACUCAAUUUAAAAAGUUACAAACAAAACCAGUUUCACGAGCCCAUCUCAUGCUAAAUGAUAAAAUUCUUUUGGAACAUUAAAUUUUUUUCUGCUUGUUGGUAGCUCUCAGUUAUCGUUUGCAAAAAUAAUAUAAAAAUGUAAGCACAGACAAGGAUGUUUUGUCAGCAAAUGUAAAUAACACAGUAUUUUUCUGAAUACUUACUGUACUCAAUUAAAAGGACGAAGCAAUUGUA
This is a messenger RNA of Xenia sp. Carnegie-2017, 1599 nucleotides long. Its product is annotated as U6 snRNA phosphodiesterase-like. Gene Ontology annotation, molecular function: 3'-5'-RNA exonuclease activity. Gene Ontology annotation, biological process: U6 snRNA 3'-end processing. The transcript is spliced from 8 exons. Gene Ontology annotation, cellular component: nucleus. NCBI's taxonomy places the organism in Eukaryota, Metazoa, Cnidaria, Anthozoa, Malacalcyonacea, Xeniidae. The coding region runs from base 251 to 1099 and encodes 282 amino acids. The record is from RefSeq and is a predicted model, not a curated record.